This is a messenger RNA of Panicum virgatum (switchgrass), 1199 nucleotides long. RefSeq lists its product as uncharacterized. The record is from RefSeq and is a predicted model, not a curated record. The transcript has a single exon. NCBI's taxonomy places the organism in Eukaryota, Viridiplantae, Streptophyta, Magnoliopsida, Poales, Poaceae. Bases 390 to 1097 code for a protein of 235 amino acids.
AACAAAUUUAUCUCGUAAUUUAUAGACGAGUUCUGUAAUUAGUUUGAAAUUAGUCUACGUCUAAAACUUCAAAUGUGCAAAAAUUUUACAGCGCAACUAAACCAGGUCCAAAUAUCUAACCGAGCGGGGCCCACUACACGAUGGUACAUGCCACCCGUGGUCAGAAUUUUUUGUAGUUAAAAAAAGUGAAUCAAAUACCGCUUGUAAAAAUCCAACGUCCACGUCUGGGUGAACGGCUCUGAUCUAUCCAAUCAGCUCUUUCCCAUGGGAAGCCCUAUAAUAUUGCUUCCGUGCUCAAACGAGCCACCAGGCAGCAGACCAGUAGCAUCGCAACAUCACUCUUCCUCCUGUGUGCCGGCGUGCCGCCAAUUUCAGCGCUUGAAGCUAGAAUGGCGGCUUCCUCCAUCAGCUGCUGCAUCGGGCCUCCUGCUCCGCCCAAGGGCGCUGCCAGUGCUGCUCGCUGGUCGUCGUCGGGCGUGCCAUCGUCGCUGCGCCGUGCGUUCGCCGCCGCGGCGGCGUGCGCCGUGGUGGGGAUGGCGGAUGGCGGCGGCGGCGCCGACAUGGCCCUGGCACUGGCGCGGGACGGCGCGGUCGCCUCGAGGUCCGGCGACGUCGCCGCGGCCGUGGGCACCCCGCGGGCUCCGCCGCGGUGGAGCGACCGCAGGCCGUGCCCGGCGUGGCGCGCCAACUCGCUGGAGAACGUCGUGCCGGAGAACUUGCCGCGCGCGUCCGCGCGCAGGAGGUUCGGCAGCCGUCUCAAUGGCAAUCUCGGCGGCGGCCCUGCAGGCGCCCGCACCGGACUCGGUGUUGCCUCCUUUCCUGUCGCCGCGCCCUGGCACGGGCUGCUUCUCCCUUUGACGAACUUUCUUGUAAAGUUUUGGAAUUUUGAAGGCGGAGUUGAUCGAGCAGUUUCAGAAAAGAAAUGUUCGCGAAAGUACAAAGGUCCAAGCUCCUUUCGUUUUACUUUUUUCACGUGGCGCGACCGCGCGAGAGCGAGGGAGGCGUGGGGCGCGUACGACUGCUCGCUCGGAGUGAACGUACGAGCUGCCGUUCCGUUGCGUGAACUUAGCUGCAGUACAAGUGUACCACGGCUUUGAGUGAAGUACAGGUACAGGGGCUAGGCCUGUUCGACACGUUUCUGAAGUACGAAAGUGACCAUUAUUCAGCGUGUGAUUUCGUAGUACAACCUUUCUGCACAA